Paramecium primaurelia is the source of this 246-nucleotide messenger RNA. The record is from the annotation of a GenBank genome assembly. Lineage: Eukaryota; Ciliophora; Oligohymenophorea; Peniculida; Parameciidae.
AUGGGUUUAUGUACAUCAAAAAAACACAACUAUCCUCUUUAGAGAAGCUAACCGUAAAGAAAUAUUGAAAUCGACUUUGUCAAAUUGUUAGAGUAUAAUCGUAAAAAGGAAGUCAAGGAUAAUAAGAACAAUUAACAACAACAAUCAUUCUGUUAGAUCUUUUUAUAAGAAAAUAAAACUUCUAAUCCUCAAACUUUAACAUAAAACUUAGCUCCAACUGCUUAGUUAGACUACAAGAAAAUAUGA